GGAUACGACUUAAUGAUCACGUGUCCCCGGGGUCACGUUCACGUGUCCCACUCUACUUGAGACUUGAGAGACUGGGAGACGGUUGUGCACAAAUAUUGGGCAAAAUGGUUAAUCUGCACAAAACCAGUGGUUUUCUUUGUGGCGGCUCUGCCUCGGUCCCAUCGCCCACCUCCCACCUCUAACCUCCUCCGGCACCAUAAAUACACACAUACCCACACCUUUCAAUUGGUAUCAGUUUCGAAUCCUCCAAUGUCGGUAUCGAUGCUCAAGGCGCCAUGCAAUGCAGCCGACCAACUUCAAGCCCUAGCCCAAUGCCGCGCCCACGUCGCCCCCCGCCGACUGCCUCGCCGCCGGAUCUCCGGAGUCUCCUUCUCAGCACCUCCCAGGACUCCGGUGGUGGCGGUGCUGGACCGGGUGGCCGCCGCCGAUGGAGAGCAGAGCCGGUUGGCGGUAGCGGGCUCCGGGAGCUUGGCGGACAGGCUCCGGAUGGGGAGCUUGACGGAGGAUGGGUUGUCGUACAAGGAAAGGUUCAUUGUGAGGUGCUAUGAGGUGGGGAUUAACAAGACUGCGACUGUUGAAACCAUUGCUAAUCUCUUGCAGGAGGUAGGAUGCAACCAUGCCCAGAGUGUCGGAUUUUCAACAGAUGGUUUUGCGACAACCCACACCAUGAGAAAAUUGCAUCUCAUAUGGGUGACUGCUCGCAUGCAUAUUGAAAUCUACAAAUACCCAGCUUGGAGCGAUGUGAUUGAAAUAGAAACAUGGUGCCAAGGGGAAGGAAGAAUUGGAACUAGACGUGAUUGGAUUCUCAAGGACUAUGCUACUGGUCAAGUUAUUGGGAGAGCAACAAGCAAGUGGGUGAUGAUGAACCAAGAUACUAGACGACUUCAGAAAGUCAGUGAUGAUGUCCGGGAUGAAUUCUUAAUUUACUGUCCACGAGAACUAAGAUUAGCAUUCCCAGACGAAAAUAAUAGCAGCCUGCAGAAAAUAGCAAAACUGGAAGAUCCUUCUCAGUAUUCCAGGCUAGGACUUGUGCCUAGAAGAGCUGAUCUGGACAUGAACCAGCAUGUAAACAAUGUUACUUACAUUGGUUGGGUGCUAGAGGAACUCCUUGGACAUCCUGUUCCACACUAUCUGAUUUGCAUGGGCUCUAAGAGCAUGCCUCAAGAGAUCAUUGACACCCAUGAGCUGCAAACCAUCACCUUGGAUUAUAGAAGGGAAUGCCAACAUGAUGACAUAGUGGAUUCCCUCACAAGUUCAGAAUCAACUGAGGAUGCAAAAACCAUUCCAGAGCUUCGAGGAACAAAUGGAUCUGCUACUGCAACAAAAGGUCAACAGGACUGCUGUCAGUUCUUGCAUUUGUUGAGGUUGUCUGGUGAGGGUCUUGAAAUAAACAGGGGCCGUACUGAGUGGAGGAAAAAAACUGCAAGAUAAGGGUAUCUUUCAUUUUGCAAUACUUUCUCAUCUUAAGUGGGCUUCAUGGUGAUUUCUUCCUACUCUUUUUUAUUUUUCUUGUUUCCUUCCCAAGCAAUUUUGCUCUGGAUUUAUGUUUCUUAGGAGCUAAGUUGUUGAUUUCUGUCUUCUAUCAUAUGCCUAGAGUUUGUCAAAGUAUUUGUACUUGAAUAUGAACUUUGAUGGGCCAAACUCCAAACCCCAUGAAUGAAGUUUUGAAUUUAUAA
Messenger RNA from Vitis vinifera (wine grape), 1676 nucleotides. RefSeq names its product oleoyl-acyl carrier protein thioesterase 1, chloroplastic. The record is from RefSeq and is a predicted model, not a curated record. Gene Ontology annotation, biological process: fatty acid biosynthetic process. The transcript has 8 exons. The coding region runs from base 250 to 1431 and encodes 393 amino acids. Gene Ontology annotation, molecular function: fatty acyl-[ACP] hydrolase activity; acyl carrier activity. NCBI's taxonomy places the organism in Eukaryota, Viridiplantae, Streptophyta, Magnoliopsida, Vitales, Vitaceae.